This is a messenger RNA of Fusarium poae, 3270 nucleotides long. RefSeq lists its product as uncharacterized. Gene Ontology annotation, biological process: monoatomic cation transport; copper ion homeostasis. The transcript has 3 exons. The record is from RefSeq and is a predicted model, not a curated record. NCBI's taxonomy places the organism in Eukaryota, Fungi, Ascomycota, Sordariomycetes, Hypocreales, Nectriaceae. Gene Ontology annotation, molecular function: P-type divalent copper transporter activity; ATP binding; ATP hydrolysis activity. Gene Ontology annotation, cellular component: membrane. The coding region runs from base 1 to 3270 and encodes 1089 amino acids.
AUGGGUCAGUCUUAUAUGCGCGUGCCGGAAGAUGGCGAUGACGGGAAUGCCAGUGUUAGCAGACUUUCCACGUCUAACAGCGCGCAUAUGGCAACAACCACGCUGCAGGUCGGCGGAAUGACAUGCGGUUCUUGCACAUCAGCCGUUGAAUCAGGCUUCAAAGGCGUUGACGGCAUCGGGACAGUCUCCGUCAGUCUCGUGAUGGAGCGCGCUGUCAUCACGCAUGAUCCUCAGAUUAUUCCCGCCGAAAAAAUACAGGAGAUUAUUGAGGACCGUGGGUUUGAUGCCGAGGUACUAUCAACAGACAUUCCCAACCCAGUGACUACCAACACCAACAACAACUUCGCCGACUAUAGUACUGCCAUGGGGAACGGGGCCGCGACAACAACGGCGACAACUACUUUGGCAGUAGAGGGAAUGACAUGUGGCGCCUGUACAUCAGCAGUUGAAGGCGGUUUCAACGGUCUGGAAGGCAUCCUCAAGUUUAAUAUUAGCCUUUUGGCGGAGCGGGCCGUUAUCACGUACGAUGAGACCAAGAUUUCUGCCGAGCAGAUAGCCGAGAUUAUCGAGGAUCGUGGAUUUGAUGCUACUAUUCUAUCGACACAACGCGACAUGAGCUAUCAGGGAGAAGAUACCACAACCGCCCAGUUCAAAGUCUUUGGCUGCAAAGAUGCGACUACCGCCCAAACUUUGGAGGAAAGCCUCACCGCUGUUCCAGGCAUUCGAUCCGCCUCUCUCAGCCUCAGUACAGACCGUCUUACAGUAGUUCACCAACCCAGGACUAUAGGGCUCCGUGGCAUUGUCGAGGCCAUAGAGGCGCAGGGCCUGAACGCGCUUGUUGCAAGUGGUGAAGAUAACAACGCGCAACUUGAAUCUCUGGCCAAAACGCGCGAAAUUACAGAGUGGAGGAGAGCAUUCAAGAUCUCACUUGCAUUUGCCAUUCCCGUCCUUCUGAUUGGGAUGAUCAUUCCUAUGGCUUUCCCAGCGAUAGAUAUUGGAAGAUUGGAACUUAUACCUGGUCUAUUCCUGGGUGACUGUGUUUGCCUCAUCAUCACAUUGCCUGUUCAAUUCGGCAUCGGCAAGAGAUUCUAUAUUUCUGGGUACAAAUCUCUCAAGCAUGGAUCACCGACUAUGGAUGUUCUGGUCGUUCUCGGAACAACAUGUGCUUUUCUCUUUAGCGUCUUUUCCAUGCUCAUCUCAGUCCUUCUUGAGCCGCAUUCCAAACCUUCAACAAUCUUUGACACAAGCACCAUGCUCAUCACCUUCAUCACACUGUCUCGAUGGCUUGAGAAUCGCGCCAAGGGUCAGACCUCAAAGGCCUUGUCUCGACUUAUGUCACUAGCUCCGUCAACAGCUACCAUUUAUGCUGACCCGAUUGCUGUGGAGAAAGCGGCAGAGAGCUGGGCAAAGUCAUCUGACGAGCCCACAACGCCCAGAACACCUCGGACUCCUACAGUUGGAGGGUCUGCUUGGGAGGAAAAGGUCAUCCCGACUGAGUUGCUCGAGGUUGACGAUAUUGUGGUCAUCCGACCCGGUGACAAGAUUCCAGCAGAUGGCAUCCUGGUCCGUGGUACCACAUUCGUUGACGAGAGCAUGGUCACAGGAGAAGCUAUGCCCGUACACAAGCGUAUAGGUGAUAACAUGAUUGCCGGUACUGUGAACGGUGACGGACGCGUCGACUUACGCGUUACUCGAGCUGGCCAUGCUACCCAACUAAGCCAGAUUGUCAAGUUAGUCCAAGAUGCGCAAACAGCCCGUGCCCCAAUCCAGGAGCUUGCCGAUAAACUGGCCGGCUACUUUGUUCCCAUGAUUCUUAUCCUAGGCAUGAGUACGUUCCUUGUAUGGAUGGUCUUGUGUCACGUUCUGUCCCACCCCCCCGAGAUCUUCCUUGAAGACAAUAGCGGUGGUAAGAUCGUUGUGUGUGUCAAGUUGUGUAUCUCAGUCAUCGUCUUUGCCUGUCCAUGCGCACUUGGCCUCGCGACACCAACGGCUGUCAUGGUCGGUACAGGAGUUGGAGCCGAGAAUGGAAUUUUGAUCAAAGGAGGUGCUGCCCUGGAACGUAUAACAAAAGUCACGCAGAUUGUCCUUGAUAAAACUGGCACGAUCACUUACGGUAAAAUGAGUGUCGCUAGCACAGACCUCGUCCCGCGAUGGGCUGGAAGUGAUGUCAGUAAACGACUGUGGUGGUCUAUCGUGGGUCUGGCAGAGAUGGGUAGCGAGCAUCCCGUCGGCAAAGCUAUCCUAGGCGCUGCAAAGACUGAACUUGGUAUGGGACCUGAGGGCACCAUUGAUGGCAGCGUCGGAGACUUCAAAGCAGUUGUGGGUAAGGGUGUCAGUGUCACUGUCGAGCCCGCUUCCACAACACGGACGCGAUAUACGGUUCAAGUUGGUAACCUCGUUUUCUUGCAAGAUAAUGGUGUCGAUGUCCCUAAUGAUGCUGUUGAGGCUGCAGAGAAGCUCAAUCUAUCAGCUGGCGCAGGCAAAUCGCAAGCCAAGAGCACUGUCAAUAAUGCUGGAACGACCAAUAUCUUCAUCGCUAUCGACGGUCUUUAUACAGGCUACGUAUGUCUUUCUGACAAGAUCAAGGAGGAUGCUGCUGCGACUAUCGCGGUUCUCCACCGCAUGGGCAUCAAAACCUCUAUCGUGACAGGUGACCAACGGUCCACUGCACUUGCCGUCGCGUCCGUGGUGGGUAUCGAUGCCGACAACGUCUUCGCUGGCGUUAGUCCCGACCAAAAGCAAGCCAUCGUACAAGAGAUCCAACAGUCUGGUGAAGUUGUCGGCAUGGUUGGCGAUGGCAUCAAUGACUCCCCAGCCCUCGCGACAGCCGAUGUGGGCAUUGCUAUGGUAAGCGGCACUGAUGUAGCAAUGGAGGCAGCAGAUGUAGUACUUAUGAGACCUACAGAGCUGAUGAUCAUCCCUGCCGCUUUAGCUCUAACACACACCAUCUUUCGUCGGAUCAAGAUCAACCUUGGAUGGGCAUGCUUGUACAAUGCUAUUGGUCUCCCGAUUGCCAUGGGCUUUUUCCUGCCACUUGGUCUUAGCGUACACCCUAUCAUGGCGAGUCUUGCUAUGGCGUUUAGUAGUGUCACGGUGGUGGUUAGUAGUUUGAUGCUUAACUCGUGGACGAGGCCUGUUUGGAUGGAUGAGAUGGCGAUGAAGGAUGGUAAGAAGACCAAGACGGAAAGGUGGAUCUUGGGUAGGGGAAUCGUUGGAUGGGUGAGGGAGAUGAUUGGACGAAGAGGCAAGGUGGAAGAAGGCGGCACUUAG